AUGGCUUAUAGGGGGAGACCCGUCGGACCUCGAAGCUCGGGGUUCCCUCCACCACCACCACCACGGUUGACUGUGCGUCCUGUGAACUAUCUGACAGCUCCACCUCCCCAACUGGUGAACCCACCAAGCAGACAAAACCCUCCAGUUGUCCCCACUUCUUCUGUGGUACCUCCCUCACAGCACCCACCUCCUCCUCCACCUGCACAAAGUGGAGGUGGCUCUGUACCCACACUUCCACCUCCCCCACCACCCGUAGUUCCACCACCUCCAUCAGCAGCACAGACUGUUAACAAUUCCGGUGGCUAUUCCUCGCCACUUGUGAAUUCCGGUGGUCCACCUCCUCUACCUCCAUCUGGACCGCUUGGUAUUCCUUUUCCUCCUAAUAACCCAGUGGGGGUUUCCGUGCCACCACCUCCUCCACCGCCGCCCCCACCCCCACCUUCUCUUGUCAGUUCUGUGGCUGCUGCAGCUGCUGCUGUCCAGUGCCAGCCAUACCCAUCUGUUUGGGGCUCUUGCGCUAUUUUCCCAGUGCAACGAGCUAUGGCCCCAAGACCAAGCCAUUACUCGCAUUGGAAGGCUCCUCCUGGACAAAACCACCAGUUGCAACAGCAGCAGCAACAAGCAUUACCUCCUCUUUCUGCAAGGGGCUGCCUGGGAGGAACCAGUGGGCAUAAUGGCAACAAGGGCAGUGGGGGACAAAAUCCCAGCAGUGGAGGAGGGGGAGGCAUGUUUAUGCCCCCACCCAUAGUGAGUGGUGUUGGCGGGUGCCCAAUGAAGCCAACUUCUUCCCUAUCAUCUGGUAUUGGUACCAACGACAGAGAUUCCCUUAGUGAUAUUAUUCCUGUGAUUUCUUCCAAAGUUAGUGACACUGGUGGCUGCCAUGUUGGCGGCACUAGCAGCAGUCGAGAUAGGGACAGGGAGAGAGAGAGAGACAGAGACAGUGUCCACAUUUCUUCAUCAAAUUGUUUGUCCUCUUCCUCAUCCCACGGUAAGAAUGUUGGACCUUCUGUUGGGCGUGACAGAGACAAGUAUAUGUCAUACAGCAGUAGCAAGCAGUCUUACAGUUCUUCUAGAAAUAGCAGUAGCAGCAGCAGCAGCAGCAGUCGCUCUAGGAGCAAGGACAGAAAAAAGUCCUAUGACCAGCGGUCAGUCUCCCCUCAUUAUUCGCGGCGAAAAGAUAAUGAUAAACAUAAUAGCUCUUGGAACAGAUCAAGCAGGCACCGGUCGAGAUCUCCAUCUCCAAGGAAGAGAGGUAAGAGUAAUGACCGAAGAGAACGACGACGCAGCCCAACACUAAGUUCUUGUAGCAGUUCCAGUACCAAGAAGCGUUCUUGGACUAAAGAUUCUUCUGAUGUCAGAGAUUCUAGUCAUACAAAGAAAGCCAGUCGAACUGAGAAACCAGAGGCUCCAGAUUUGCCUCGAAAGGAGCACAAAAAAGAGAAAGUUGAGAAAAACGACACACCAGCAUGGAUCAGGUGUUCUCCUGCCGAUUUGUACUUUUAUCGAGAUAAACAAACCAAUUGCUUGAUGGGCACCCAGAAAAUGAUCGAUCUUGAGAACCGCUUUCAAUGUGAUCUCUGUGACCGUGCAAAGCAAAUUAUCGAGACACGACCAAAAUAUGAAGAACCAAGACGAUCCCUUGCAACACAUAUCCAUGAUGGUACAGAAAGUGAAUCUUCAUCAUCCUGCCAUUCUACCCCCAUUGAAGACUCUUCUGAUGACACCGAUGAUACGGACGACAGUGGAUCGGAGGAAGCCACGAAUGAGUGGUUAGAGGAACUGAAUCGAAAAAAGAGACAUCCCUACCGCUUGCAUGAGGAACUUUGGUACAAUGAUCCUGGGGAGAUGAAUGAUGGUCCUUUGUGUCGAUGUAGUCUUAAGGCUCGAAAAACAGGAAUCAGGCACAAUAUCUUUCCUGGUGAAGAGCCAAUAAAUCCUUGUAUUGAUGAAAGUAAUAAUGCCAACAGAUUGUAUCAUUAUCACAUAACCAUGUCACCUCCAACCAACUUUUUAGUAACUCUCUUCUUUCUCUUUUCUCUCCUCUUUCCUUUUUCUCUCUUCUUUCCUCUUACCGUUUUCUCUCUUCUCUCUCUUUUCUCUCUCCUCUUCCUUUUUCUCUCUUCUUUCCCUUUUUCUCUCUUCUUUCCCUUUUCUCCCUUCUCUCUCCUUUUUCUCUCUUCUUUCCUUUUUCUUUCUUCUUACUAUUUUCUCUCCUCUUUCCUUUUUCUUUCUUCUUUCCCUUUUCUCCCUUCUCUCUCCUUUUUCUCUCUUCUUUCCUUUUUCUUUCUUCUUACUAUUUUCUCUCCUCUUCCUUUUUCUCUCCUCUUUCCUUUUUCUUUCUUCUUUCCCUUUUCUCUCUUCUCUCUCCUUUUUCUCUCCUCUUUCCUUUUUUUUCUUCUUUCCCUUUUCUCUCCUCUCUCCUUUUUCUCUCCUCUUUCCUCGCUUCUUUUCUUUUUUUGA
Messenger RNA from Acanthosepion pharaonis, 2460 nucleotides. NCBI's taxonomy places the organism in Eukaryota, Metazoa, Mollusca, Cephalopoda, Sepiida, Sepiidae. The record is from the annotation of a GenBank genome assembly.